Molecule: messenger RNA, 834 nt
Organism: Beta vulgaris subsp. vulgaris (sugar beet)
Lineage: Eukaryota; Viridiplantae; Streptophyta; Magnoliopsida; Caryophyllales; Amaranthaceae
Exons: 1
Coding region: 191-655 (154 amino acids)
Source: RefSeq, a predicted model, not a curated record
CUCUUUUUCAUUUUUUAACCGACAAGAAAUCACGCGACACCAAAUAUUAAAGCUCGUUCAAUUUUUUUACUUAACAACCCAACAACAUAUCUUCCAAUUCACAGUUUUGUCUUUCUCAUAAUCUCAUUUCUCACUCAUUCUUCAUUCUUCAAUCUUCAAUCUUCACCUCACUCUAAAAUAAGAAAUAAAAAUGAUGACAACAAUUAUAGUACGAAACAGCGUGUUGUUGUUGAUGACAAUAGCAGUUUUGGCAAUUGUUUUAGUAGAUUCUCGAGAGCUCCGACCAUCAGAGCAUGGUUUACCAUUCCAAGACCUUUCAGCGAAGUCGCCGGAGAUGGUGUCAUUCUUCGGAGAAGAAUCGAAAGAACCGCCUUCGACGUCGAUUUUAAAUGAAACGGCGUCGACGGAUACGUGGUGGAGAGGGACUCCAGCGGGGAAAGAGGAGAAUAAAGUGAGGAAGGCAUUGGUAAUUGCUACGGUGGUGUGUGGUGGUACAGGUCUUGUUUUAUUAUUGGCUGCUGUGUUUAUGUUUGCGGUGCAUUUUUAUCGACGAAGAUUGCUAUUAUUAUCGUCAUCUGAUCAUAAUGCUAUUGCUGCCAAUCACUCUGUUACUGCUGCUGUUAUUGCUGCAAAUGUUCCUGAUCAUAAUAAAUGAAGAUUGCGGAAUUCUAUUUUUUGUUUUUGUUUUGUUCUGAGAGAUAAAUUAUUACUGUAGACUGUAGUAUCGUGGAAUUUUGGGUAUUGUUAUGGAAUGAAAUGCACAGGGAAUUAAUUCUUAAUGUUGAGUGUUAGAUUGAUUUCAUUUCUAUAAUACAAGUGUUGCUAUUUUGUUAA